This is a messenger RNA of Myripristis murdjan (pinecone soldierfish), 1459 nucleotides long. RefSeq names its product churchill domain containing 1 (gene churc1). The record is from RefSeq and is a predicted model, not a curated record. Gene Ontology annotation, biological process: multicellular organism development; positive regulation of DNA-templated transcription; fibroblast growth factor receptor signaling pathway. Gene Ontology annotation, molecular function: zinc ion binding. NCBI's taxonomy places the organism in Eukaryota, Metazoa, Chordata, Actinopteri, Holocentriformes, Holocentridae. The transcript has 4 exons. The coding region runs from base 161 to 499 and encodes 112 amino acids.
CUACAAUAAGCGGAAAGCAGCAAUUUGGAGGGUUUUACAGCUACAUCCGCCGAUCCCAUGGGGUGAAUCUCUACCAAGGCGUACAGGGACUAGUGUUUGGUGCGGAAGCAGCGUCGAGUUCAACUCUGAUUUUUAGCUGUUUACACUGACGGGAGGAAACAUGUGCAACGGUUGUGUCCAGAAAGAGUAUCCGGACCGGGGCAGCACCUGUCUGGAGGACGGCUCGUACCUCAUCAACUACCUGGGCUGCGCCAGCUGCCACCACCGGGACUUCGUGUUGAUCAGCAACAAGGCCACGGAGGACGACGACGGGGAGGAGAUCGUCACUUAUGACCAUGUGUGUAAAAACUGUGAUCAUGUCAUCGCCAGGCACGAAUACACAUUCUCUGUUGUAGAUGAGUAUCAGGAGUACACAAUGCUCUGCAUGCUGUGUGGAAAGGCAGAGGACUCCAUCAGUGUGUUGCCAGAUGACCCCAGGCAGUCUGCACCGCUCUUCUAAACCACCAGUCACCGUUCACACAGAUCAGAAACCCACCCCGGUUCCACAGAUGUGAGUCCGAUUGCUCAAAUUCCCAUGUUGACCUCCAAAUUUCUCCACACUGGAUUUGAAGGCCGUGGCUGCUGCUCAGUGUGUGUGCUGCUGGUGGCUUGACAGGCACCGGAGCUGGAGAUGACCCUUCACAACGUCAAAAACCAUCAAAAUGUGAAAUGACUGAGGAAAUUUGUUGUCAUCUGUAAACUGUUACUAAACGAGAACAUUGUACUUUUACAUAGUAGUACCUAUUUUUACGAAAAGUGUAAGUUGUGCACUGGUAUCUGAUGUUAAUAGACUCAGAAUGAGAAAAGUGUAGCGGUUUGCCUGUUGUUCAGUAAAGGGCCUCCAUCUCAGUGUCAGUUUGACAGAAAAAACAUGAAACCAAGCUUAUUUUUAUUUUUUUAAAGUCCUUUAGUGCCUGCUCUUUUCUAGAGUAACUCAGUGAGCAGGCAGAUUCAGUGUCUUCCUCACUGUUGCACCCUAAGUGUUACAUGUUUUAGUGUUGUUGUUUUUUUAAAGCAUAAAUGUUUUAUGUCACACAAAAAAGUAUCCAUUCCCUCCAUAUUGCACCUUUUUAUUGUGCUAAAAACUUUGAAUUUGGGAUUUCUGAAUUAAUUCUGGAAUUACUGGAAACAAUGUCAGUAAUCUAUGUGAAAAUAUAACAAGUAACCCAGUUUGUAGUAAUAUUCACCCUUUCUUGGGUGAAAUUGUUGGACUUGGAAGCAAGUUCAAAAUUUCCUGUUUCUCAGACCUACAGAUGAAUUAUGAAAAUUUUUUUAUUCUGCUUUUGUGGCUGAAGAAUCUAAUCUCUGUGACUGUAGAUUUUAGGCUUGGCAUCAGCAGAGGUGGCUCACUAAUUAUUGCCAUGAAUCCAGUUUCUAGGGUUUCAUUAUUGAUCUAUAAUAAAAAAUUUUGUUUUAAUUA